UAAAUGUACACUUGACGUCGGCCACGAGGCUUUUAGUGUCGGCAGAACGAAACCGUCGCUCGUGUUAGUCGUGCUCGAUCGGUGGAACGGAAUUUUGUACGACGACGACGACGAUUUAUCGCGUACACUUACGAUCGUUUCAAUCGUAAAUGAUUAUUACCGAGAAUUAACACCAGUUCGAUUUUCGGGACAUGGAGUUCGGUGGAACCGGCGGGGUGUCGGUUGUGAACCGCGCCAGCGGAAACUUUAUAAGAUGGAUAGCGUUGAUGCUUUGCCUGUUAUCGGCAGUUUUCGGUCAAUUGGAUUUGCCACCGUACAGAGAUGACGGAGAUCGCAGACUUCCUUCUAACGAAUUGGAUUAUCGAAACAUUUUAGCUCAACUAGACUUUCUUGGUGCAGAGAGAUGCAGCGCUAACGUAGCCGCCCAAUGGGCGUACGAAACGAAUGCAAACGACUAUACACAGUUGCAAGCGUUGGAUGCUCAACGAUUAUAUGCAGAUUUUCAAUUACACGCUUGGCUUUUAACCUCUAAAAUCGAUAUAAAUGCGAUUCGAGAUCCUGUAAUCAGACGACGACUUCGCUAUUUAUUCGUCGUAGGUCCUUCAGCAUUGCCACCUGAUCAACUAGAUAGAUACAAUCGCAUAAUCAACGACAUGCUUGCGGUAUAUAAUGGGGCGACUAUAUGCGCUUACAACGAUCCCUUCCGAUGUGAACUACGUUUAUAUCCAGAUAUAUCGCAAAUUAUGGCGAAAAGUCGAGACUGGGACGAGUUGCAGUACGUCUGGACUGAGUGGAGAAGACGAAGCGGCACACCAAUUAGGGAUCUGUAUCAACAACUUGUUACACUGAACAAUGACGCUGCAAGAUUGAAUAAUUUUACUGAUGCGGCCGAAUAUUGGAUGUUCCCGUACGAAUCUACCAGUUUCCAACAGGAUAUUGAUCAAGUUUGGGAAACAAUACGUCCACUUUAUGAAGAAUUGCACGCUUAUAUUCGCAAAAAGCUGAGAGAUCUUUAUGGUCCUGAAAAAAUCGGCGGACAUGCGCCCCUACCGUCUCACAUCCUUGGUAACAUAUGGGGACAAUCUUGGACUAAUCUUUUGGAUCUUACUCUACCGUACCCUGGAAAAACAUAUCCCGAUGUUACGAAGGAAAUGCAAGCUCAAGGUUACACACCAAUUGAUAUGAUUCGAGUGGCCGAGGAAUUUUAUCUAUCCAUGAACUUGAGCGCUUUACCGCCAGAAUUUUGGGCCGGAAGCAUAAUCACGGAUCCUGGCGACCGUCCAAUAAUCUGCCAAGCUUCUGCAUGGGACUUUUGCAAUCGUAUAGAUUACAGGAUUAAGAUGUGUACAAAGGUGACAAUGAAGGAUUUGAUAACUCUACAUCACGAGAUGGCACACGUUCAGUACUUCUUACGUUACAGCGGUCUACCUCGCGAAUUUCGAGACGGCGCUAAUCCAGGAUUCCAUGAAGCGGUCGGCGAGGCUAUCGCUUUGAGUGUCGCGACGCCGCGUCACAUGCAAACUCUUGGCCUAGCUAACAAAUACAUCGACGAACGUUCCGCGGAUAUCAACUACCUCUUCUCCUUGGCAAUGGACAAACUAGUGUUGCUACCUUUUAGCAUCGCGAUGGACCGAUGGCGAUGGGAUAUUUUUCGCGGCUACAUUAAUAAGGAGGAAUACAAUUGCCAUUGGCACAGACUGAAGGAACAAUACACGGGCACGAAACCACCGGUUCUGAGAUCCGAAGAUGACUUCGAUCCAGGUGCAAAAUAUCACGUCCCAGCCAACAUUCCCUACAUACGGAAUUUCGUGGCUGGAGUUCUUCAAUUCCAACUGUAUCGCGCGCUGUGCCAGGCGUCGAGACAGAGAUACCUCGACGAUCCGAGAAGGCCGCUGCACAAAUGUGAUUUUUACAGAAGCCCGGAGGCCGGGGGAAUUCUAGGAAGAGUGAUGGAAAAGGGAUCGUCCAUCCCAUGGCAAGAGACACUUCGAGAAGCCACUGGUGAGUCCAGAUUGGAUGGAUCCGCUCUGAGGGAGUACUUCCGACCAUUAGAAGAUUGGUUGAGGACCGAGAAUUUGAGAACGGGCGAAAUCGUCGGCUGGUCAUACGAUGGGGACUUUUGCAAAAGAAGCAUCGAGACUGCGGGUCUGCAGGUUUACGGCAGUGGCUUCUACAACAGCGGCACGUCGAUAUAUGCAUCUUGGAUCACGACAGGAAUAAUGACGACUCUUUGGCUUGUGUCGAUGCAUUAUUGAGCGGGACGACUCGACAAAUAGUCGAUACAUCGUCGAGUAUUGAUAUAAUAAAUUUAAGAAAAAUUCAUUUCCAUUAAUCUGCCAGAAUAUGUCAAGUUAUAAUUAUUAUUGCCGUUCAAAUCUUGAAGAAACAAAAUAAUUAAAUCAUCCAUCUAACUUCGGUUGAUAGUCAAACAAUUAUUAUUACUGCCAACAAGCACGCUAAAGUGCACUCUUGAAUAACUGCAUAUUUUUCGUAAUGUAAAAAGGUACGUAUAUAAAUAUAUAUAUAUAUAUAGAAC
Molecule: messenger RNA, 2536 nt
Organism: Linepithema humile (Argentine ant)
Lineage: Eukaryota; Metazoa; Arthropoda; Insecta; Hymenoptera; Formicidae
Gene: Ance-3
Product: angiotensin-converting enzyme Ance-3
Biological process (GO): proteolysis
Cellular component (GO): plasma membrane
Molecular function (GO): metallopeptidase activity; peptidyl-dipeptidase activity
Source: RefSeq, a predicted model, not a curated record